AUGCGAUUUUCUCUCUCUUCCUCUCUUGAUGAUCCUUGCCUGGAGUUGUUUUUGCUCAGUUGCCAGCCCGUCGAGCAGGCUGCAGCACUUGUGUUGCCCGUAUCACCACGCACCGGGGCUAUCCCCACAUCCAUCCAGGAACCACCCACACUAAAACGACGCCGUCAGUCUAGGCCUUGUGGUGGUCCGAACCUUGACGAAAUUAUGCCCUUUGCAGAAGAGGCUGGCGUCCGAGGCGGGAAUUACGAUGCGCGCCGUACCACUGCUGAUCGGCAAUUGUCCCUGGCCAUUCUCACCGGCCACUUUACGCUGUGCUACCUGUCCAGUGAGUGA
This is a messenger RNA of Aspergillus eucalypticola CBS 122712, 333 nucleotides long. RefSeq lists its product as uncharacterized. The transcript has a single exon. The record is from RefSeq and is a predicted model, not a curated record. Bases 1 to 333 code for a protein of 110 amino acids. Lineage: Eukaryota; Fungi; Ascomycota; Eurotiomycetes; Eurotiales; Aspergillaceae.